CAUCAUUGUACGUAUAUGAUGUGCAUGUAUCUUAAUAUUUCUCCCAAACCUAAUGUAUAUCCGAUCCAUUUGACCACUUAUAGUUAUUGGAAUCACAUUCAACCUCUUCGAUUAAUUCCUGCAAUGUUUAGAGCUCCAACCUUUUCCCACCUCCGAAAGUUCGGCUCUUUUAUUUCUCGCGAGGUCGAUGCCAGCGGUAAACAUGAACGACCUCCAUCUCUAGAAGACGCAAGUCUCCGCUCUUUAAACAGUCCGCCAGGACCGAUAACCCCGGCUACACAACCGUCAACCACAGAUAGUGACAUCCAAGAAAAAUCCAGCCCGCUGCCGCCUCACGCUGUGGUAACCGAAAGUAGCUGCCCCCUCAUUCCGGAGAAGCCGAUAACAAAAAGGCCAUCAGAUCCACAUGAGUUAUUGUUGCAGCGAAAGCAAAACGACAAAGGGGGACAAAGUGAGCACUCAUAUAACAAAACUUUAAAUCCAUACGAAAUUGAAACCCGUAUUGAACAACGAGUAAUUACUAGAGUUGAUGUCUAUAUUGAAGCAAUUCGUACCGAGAUAAGUAAGAUGGAAGAACAAAUACACCAAAUGCAAGAAACGCUUGGCGGUCGGCGCAAAAAUAAUAAAAUUGAAAGUGGAUCCAAGGGUAUAUUUAGACUUUUACGAUCUAAAAUAUGAAUAAGGCAAUAUUAUGCUUCCUUAGUUGUGUGUGUUAUCCGUAUAUGUGAGGCUCAAUAAGUAGACAGGAUGUUAUCUUGGUUUUUUUAUGUUUAUUGUAACACCCACAUUCUUAUAACAUUUAUAACUAUAUAAUUUUUUAUUUUUA
Molecule: messenger RNA, 826 nt
Organism: Helianthus annuus (common sunflower)
Lineage: Eukaryota; Viridiplantae; Streptophyta; Magnoliopsida; Asterales; Asteraceae
Exons: 3
Coding region: 16-678 (220 amino acids)
Source: RefSeq, a predicted model, not a curated record